UUGUAACUUAUUUUGUUAUCAUUAACAUAAUAAAAGCAAUAUUUUGGACUCUCUAACUUCUUUUACGAUUAUUUUUAGUUAUAUAUACUUUCUAUUCCUGUCACGGACAGACACACUGACUCACUCCCCGAAACCCUAAUCCCAAAUUUCUCAAUGGCAAAGAAACGGCAACGAACCCCCGCCGCGUCCAAAGACGACGAACCACUCACCCCCGUCUCCAAGAAUGACCAACCACUCACCUCCGCCUCAAAGAACGACCCACCGCCACCGUCCAAAAAGCCAGAAGAAGAAAAAAAAGAUGAAGACGAUGAAGAUUCGUCAUCUGAAGAAGCUUCUUCAUCUGAAGGUGAAGAAGAUGAUGAUUCAGAAGAUGAUGAAUCAGAAGAAGAACAACCUCCUCCUUCAAAACCUGCUUCCAAAACCCCUCAAACCGAUAAUGAUAAAUCGGAAUCCAAAAAAGAUGAAGACGAUGAAGACGAAGAAGAAACCGAUACCGAUUCUGAUCAAGAACCACCUCCAAAACUCAAAUCCAUCAAUUCAAAAUCCAUUGAUGAAACCCUAAAAUCAAAGCCUCAACCAAAAUCCUCUGCCGCACCGGCCAGAUCUGGAACCAAACGUUCUGCUGAGAGUGACACCAAACUUGUAGAAGAAGCUAAACAAUCAAAGAAGAAGAAAACAACGGCCGCUGCUGAUGAUAAGAAAGAACAGGAGGAGGAUAACAAAAAGCCCGGUGAUGACUCAAAAAAAUUGUUUCAGAGAGUUUUCAAUGAAGAUGACGAACUUGCAAUUCUUGAAGGUCUAGUCGAUUUUACUGCAAAAACAGGGAACGAUCCAGCGAAAUAUCCCACAGCAUUUUACGAUGAUGUGAAGAAGUCGAUUCAUUUUCCAGUUACACUUGAACAGCUGAAAGAUAAGGUUCGGAGGCUGAAGUUGAAAUUUGACAAUAAGAUGAAGAGUUGCAAGAAUGGAAAGACUCCUACUUUCUCCAAACCUAUUGAGGAGAAAAUGUUUGAAUUUGGCAAAAAGAUUUGGGGUGGUAAUGUUGUUGAAGAAAAUGGAAAACCUGAUGAGAAACCCUCUAAAAAGGGUGCUGUUAAGAAAUCACCAACUACGAAGAAAUUGGAUAUGGAACCUGAUUUGUCCUUGGUGGCUUCCAAGGAAACUAGAAAGGAGAAUCCCGGUUCGGGUUUUAUUAUGAAUGAAAUGCAUCGAUUUGACAAAAGUGUAUCAGGUUUAUUUGGGUCGGGCAUGGAUUUGCUGAAGAGCGGAGUGGAGUUGCUUGAGGAAUCAAAGAGGAUAGAGUUGGAGAAAAGAUGGAAGGAGUUGCAAAUUGCUGAAUUGAAGGUUGUUAAUAUGCGAGCUGAGUUGUCUGAGAAGCAAAGUAGAUUGAUAAUGGAUGCGUUGAUGUCUUCAUCGAGCGAUUAGGUUUGCUGUUCUUAGAUGGCUGGUUUUCUGUGGCCAUAACUUUGAUCUAUAUGAGUCUUUGAUUUGUGGUCAUUUUGUUGCAAUUGUUUAGAGAUUUUUUAGUUUACAAUUCUGCUGUUUAUUUAUUUACUUUGAGAAAUUAGUAUUAUGGUUUUGGAAUUCUAGAAUUAUCUUACUGAACAUGCAAUUGCAAUGGACAUAUUGUGGUGUUUGUAGUAUUGGUAUUAUGGAAAUCUGGUUACAGUGACAUAAAA
Trifolium pratense (red clover) is the source of this 1679-nucleotide messenger RNA. Its product is annotated as GLABROUS1 enhancer-binding protein-like. The record is from RefSeq and is a predicted model, not a curated record. Gene Ontology annotation, biological process: regulation of DNA-templated transcription. The coding region runs from base 154 to 1425 and encodes 423 amino acids. Gene Ontology annotation, cellular component: nucleus. NCBI's taxonomy places the organism in Eukaryota, Viridiplantae, Streptophyta, Magnoliopsida, Fabales, Fabaceae. The transcript has a single exon.